GCCUUUAUCGCAUAUAUAGGUUUCGUGGAGUGAUUCCGUCCUACACUAAAUCGCUAAUAAACGUCGGAGCAGCAUCGCAUGGUAUACAGGUUACGAGGAAUCGUUUGCGCAGUCCGAGUAUGAAAGUGUUCUACGUCUUAGCGAUUUUGCUGCUUGUCAUCUACACUGUGCCUGCCCAGGAAAAUGGCAGUAACGGAAAACAGUACACUCUGGGUGUUUAUAUCCUCUGCGAUGAGCCCAUGACCAAACACCUUGAAGGACACAAUGUGGAAGAAUAUUUUGGUGCAUUCUUCAAUGUGAUCAACCUGGCCUUCCGACAGUUGGCGAGCCCCAAGGUUACGUUCGAGGUUGUCACAGUGGACACCACGUCGAGCCUUGACGACUUGAAGACAGCAUACAAAGCGGCACGUCUGGAUGGCAACCGAUACCUUUACGGUCUCUGGCCAGAACACAUCAGUGUCACUAAUGGUCAGAUCGCAGACGGUACAACGACGACCCAACUGUCUGAAUAUUUCAAGAAGGCGGGUGAACCCUACAAUAACAGCCACGUUAUCGUCCUUUUCACAAGGAGGACAGUAGCCUUACAUCAAGUGGCCCACGACGACGCACUGAGUAAGGGUUUGGCUGUACAUGCAAACCCAAAGCGUGGAGGAAUAUGCGGUGCAGAUAACAUUGUGAUAGUACAGGAUGACGGAGUCUUUUCGGGUAUUGCGUCCACAAUCAGAAGGCUUGCACGUCUUCUGGGAGCCAAUUACGACUACGCCAAGGAGCCGAAUUGCCUGUACAGCUCUAGCAUGCUCAUGGGAGAUAUAAGCCAAACGCGAAACUACAAGAUGUCACCUUGCACAUUACAAAAUCUGACAGCGUCGCUAGGGGAAGCAUCCAAGCAGGGCUGCUUGGUAAAGAAAUUCGAAUCGAAGGUAGCUUCGACAACGAAACUUCCUGCUGAUCUAACUAACCCGGACAACUAUUGCGCUCACAUAUUUCCCGGAAAGGAGAACAUAGCACAAUGCACACAAGAAAAAUGGUCUCUGAGCUUGUACCCAAGUGCAGAAACGUGCGAGGUGCUUUGUUGCCACGGGCUGAUCGACAGCUGGAAAAGGAAUCUCUUCAAGAUGGAAGGUGUCGGAUCCCUCGAUGGAUAUCCUUGCGACGCUAGCGGACACACAAAUGGGAUCUGUGUCAACGGUGCUUGUGAGGCGAGACCAACGUAGGACAGCCAUAUGUAGUUCCACAAAAGGAAAUGCAGCAGCAGAAGGCUGUCAAAAACAAACGAAGAACUCACGACGUUAGCAAAAAUUGUAAUUUCUGCGAAAUAAAAUGUAUAAGCAAUGG
Molecule: messenger RNA, 1335 nt
Organism: Ornithodoros turicata
Lineage: Eukaryota; Metazoa; Arthropoda; Arachnida; Ixodida; Argasidae
Exons: 10
Coding region: 120-1214 (364 amino acids)
Molecular function (GO): metallopeptidase activity
Source: RefSeq, a predicted model, not a curated record